AAUUCUUCUUUGUCAACAUGCGAUACGAGGAGCUGCAGUCAGCUGAAGAUGCUUAGAGUGCUAUGGGGCUUGCCUCGAAUGAAUUGGUUUCAUUAUUCGUAUUGGUGCCUGCCUUUCUUUACUCUGUGGGUUCGUAAGCAAUCAUUCUGGGUAAAUUGCUUCCUCUUACAAAAGCAUAUCUAAGUGAAGCAUUUUGCGUGAAUUUUAUGAUGCCAUUUUUUUAGCAUGAAUGUUUCUCACACGUAAAUGUUGCCUUUGUUGUUGUACUCCUGGGUUAGAGCAGAUGGGACUGAUCGUACGCUCUGUGAGGGAGCUGCAGUCUGGCGGAGGCGAUGCUACCACAGCUCCAUGCCCCUGUGCAGCCUGUGGCGAGGCCAAGCGGGUAUUCGUGGUAGGCGCACACGAAAACACACGUAUGCAACAUGCACCCAUGCAGACGGCCGGCCGCACGGAUAGAAACGCUCACCAUUUGUGCAGACACGAGCAGCAUGAUGGCCUUGUCCUGCUCCCCUCUCUCACUGGUGAAGAUGAAGGUCCAUUAGUGGGAUAUAUAUAGGCAUAUAAAAUGUGAAUCCCUCCUUAGACACGCGAUCUGUCCAGCAGCUGCCCGUGGAUCCGCUUGUCUCCAGGCACCUCCUGCACAGACCCACACACGCAAACAGGACGCAGGCAUCCCCAGGCCCAAUGCUAGCUCCAGGAGCUGGCUUAGACCUCCUGGUCCAAGACUUCCUCACCCAUGGAAAUAGUUAGAAAUGGGGUUUAACGAGAAGACAGGAGCAACUGUGCAGAUCAGACUCAGGGUGUUUCCAGACAAGUGUAGUGACCCCCAAUUGCUUAUACCCAACCAGCACCUUUUAUCUCUCUAUCUUGCUAUUUUCCCAUUCUAGUUCCUUCCCUAAACCACCUUGGUCUCUCCCUUUCCCCACCUUUGGUUCCUCCCCUAAACAUCUCAUAGUGCAUCUUGUGCAAUCCCAAAAUGCUCUUCCCUUGCAUGCCACAGUGCAUCCCAGAUGCCCCUGGGAGGAGCGAGGUUGGGGUCUGCAUGUCUCUGAAGGGUUAUUGGGGCUGCCCCACUUGCUCCUGUGCCUCUGUGCGCCUCCGUGUGUGGGAGGACGAGCCUUUUAUCGCAUCACCUAGUGUGCUCAUGUACCAAAUAUGUUCUGAUUUUUCCCUGCCAGGCUUAUAGCUCUUUUGAUACUUUUGAUUUUACUGAUAGAAUAAAAAAAAAUGUAGAACGAACUUGCUUCUAUUUCACAUGUUCCUGUGAAAGCUGUACUUGGGUGUAACUGGCCCCAAAAUUGCUGCUCGGGAGGUGCUUUGCCUCUGCGAAGUGAACUGAAGGAACGGGACGGUUGUGGAAAUUGAUGGCUGCAAAAAGCGGGCCCUGAAGGUACUCUCUUACCCCAGGGCUGAGGAGAUGACCCAUGAGAAAAAGCUGAGGAAGCUGGGCCUGUUCAGCCCAGAGAAGUCUUUUUUCACCACCUAACGGGGUGACAGAGAAGACGGAGCCAUGCUCUCAUUGGAGGUGUGGAAAGGAAGGACCGGGGGCAAUAGGGACAAGCUACAGCUUGAAAUGCUGGCUAGAAAUAAGAAAAAAAUAUUUCCCAUGAGAAUGGUGCAGCCCUGGGACAGGGCCCAGGGAGGCUGUGGCAUCUCCAUCCUUGGAGACUUGCAGAACUCACUUGGACAACCUCAUCAGACUUUGAAGCUAGUCUUGCUUGUAGCAGGAGGCUACAGACCUCCGGAGGUCCUUUCCAAACAAAAGUAUUGUAGGAUUCAAUGUGUAUUUGGCCUCUUCCUUUUUCAUGUAUUUUCUAGGCGCUCGCAAGCAACCUGAGCAACCACUCAGCGCCAGUUUGGUCAUUUGAAACUGCAGAAAAUGCAAGGAUGCCUGCGGCAGGAGAUGCACUCUGCGCCCUGCUCUGCUGGGAAGCAGUCUCAACCUUGACACGUUCCCCGCAGAGCUGAGAGCUGCUGCACGGGGUGCCCGCCACCACAUCCUGUGGAUUUUGAGAGCGUGGCUCGUGCUGCUAAGUGCAAGCUAGAAGAUGGCUCAGAGAGUGGUGAAACACCACUUUGCAGAGCACAAAGCAUUCAGAGCAAAAGGACAGGAGGUAUUUUGCCUAUGAGUCCUGGUUGGCUGCAGGAAAAGGACAGAAGCACCACAGCUGGGAGCUACUUUUAUGUCUCAGAGCUCUCUGCCCCUGGUCUGGAGAGCGGCAGAUGACAAACACAAAUGGUGGUGUGCACACGGAUACCGGAUCUUCCUUGAGUCUGACUGUACCUACCCUUUCCUUUCAGAGGGAGGAACCAGUAGAGUGUUUUGCUCUACUCUGAGCUACUUUGCAGGGUGCAGCAACUUGGAGUGUUUCUCUUACCAGUUUCAGUGUGGUACAAAACUCGCUCUUAAGGAAAGGUGCAAAGGUGUCACCAGUUCUUCUACUAACAGAGAUAAUCACCGUCAAAAUCAAAGGUGAAACCAAAGAAAGAGGAAGUAGGAAAGCUGGCUUGGUCCCAAAGAGGAGGGCAGGAAGUAUGGGGAGGUCCUUUUGCAGUUGGUUUUGUUUCUUCAUUUUUCUGAGACAAAAGAGUUAACUGGAAGUCGUAGUCACAAGAUUUAAAUACAUUUAUGUUUCUUUGAGAAGAAAUAGUAACUUUUAAACAAUUCUAGGGUAAGAUUGAGACGAAGAUUUUGUUAAGCUAUUGAUAGCUUCUUUGCUGUUUGAACACAUCUAGAUUUUGGAAGUCGUUGCGGAGCACAGGUGAGAAAAGCUGCUUAUUCCCUUUCCCUGGGUUUCCACGGGAGCUUUCGGUGUCUUUGAAGUUGGUUUUUCCCUCGGAUCCUUGCUGGUUUAUGUGUACUGAUGUUUUGCUGCGUCGAUUUAAGUUCCAGCUGAAGUUUAUCUGAGUUAGGUCAAGGGGCUGAUUGAAGGAGGUCCAUAAAUUGUGAUAACUGAGAAGGCAAAUGCUCUGGCUUUGGGUUCUCAGCGCUGAUGGAAACCGGGUCUUCUUUGUCUUUCCGUUGUGCGGGCGGUUCAGACCGUGGCGGCGACCGCUCUGCUCAGGGGGCUCCCGCUGUCCCCAGCUGCAGAGGCUGGUCCCUGAUUCCCAAUCUGUUUAUCUCCUGGGGGGAAAAACAGCGCCCAGCUGCUGGGGUCUCUCUGGGGGGAUGCAUGCCACGCCGAGACCCCAUGGGGAUCUGGGGAGAGUUGCUGCAUUCCUGUUCCUCCUUCCACUCUCUCCCGAAGCAGCGUGGCCCCAUGGCUGCAACAGCAACUGAGAGCCUGGAAAGACAGUGGGUGCCAAGAAAGGGGAAAAUGCCAUUUUUGAUGAACGGCCUCGUUAGGAAAGCAUUACAGGUGGUUUUUGGACACUGGCAUCUUUGUCGGAGUUCUUAUUGCUCAUGCUCAGCACAGCCUGGUUGUGAAAAGCCAGGGAAGACCCAGGGCUGCAAGGACUCACCACAGGCUCUGCGACUCGUCUGUGGACAUGGCAGAGGCCCAAGGUGCAGAAGGAGGAAAUGCAGCUGAAAUAGCUCGAAAGCGACCAAGAAUACAUCAGGCUUUCCAGGACGAUGAGCAAAAGGUUCUCAAAAAGUAUGAAAAGAUUGAGUCCACGGCCAGAAAAAUUCUGAGCGCAUCAUAUGAGAAGACAUCCUUCCUGUUUUGGAUGGAUGAGGUGCCUGACCAACUGAGAUAUAUCAGAGACCGCUUUGACGCGCUCCAGGCAAAGUCUACCUUCAGCCCCAUCCGCAUCGGUCUCUUCGGCAGCACUGGCGCAGGGAAGAGCACGCUGCUGAACACCCUUCUGGACAGGAAGUUCUUUCUGCCGGUCUCUGGGACACGGACUUGCACCUCCUGCCAGGUUCAGAUCAGUACCUGCAGGAUUAAACACUAUGAAGCGAACAUUUUUCUUCUCUCAGAGGAGGAAUGGAAGGACGAGCUGAGCAAUCUCUUUGUGCUUUUGGACCCUGAGAACAGAGGCAGUGAGAGCGACGAUGACGUGGAGCACGCCAUUCAGAAGCUGCAGGCUCUUUACGGGGAAGGAGCAGAGAGAAGAAGUUACGAAGAGCUGCUGAGAACCAAACCUGUGAUUACCAUUCCCUCCUCGAGAUGUAUCACUCUUAGAAAAGCAGAGGCAGAGGAGCUCUCUAAGGAGCUGGACCCAUAUAUCCGGAGCUGGGACCACGGAGAAGGGGACAGUGAGAUGGAAGAAAGGAAAGAAAAGAUGCGGCUCUGGCCACUGAUCAAGCAUGUGGAAGUGACUCUCCCGAUAUCAGAGCAGAUUCCCAAAGGUGUUGUCUUUGUGGAUAUUCCAGGGACAGGAGAUUCCAACAAGAAAAGGGAUGAAAUGUGGAAAGAGAGUAUCCUGGAGUGUUCAUCCAUCUGGAUUAUUGCUGAUGUUGAACGUGUUUUCGGGGCCAGAGGACAUGACACUGUGCUACAAGAGGCAAUUAAAGCUUGCCAGGCUGGAAAGUGCAAUGAUAUCGCCUUUGUGGUGACCAAGAUAGAUAACAUGAAUACUGAAGAAUACCUGAGGUUCCACAAGAACAGGCUGAAAAGUGGAUGCUAUUUGUCUGUGACAGGAUCAGAUCUUACGGACAUCAUCAUGAAAGCCCUUGAAAGAGAAAUUCUUUUGAAAAAGAAGACUAUCUAUGAGUCCCUUGCGCUGUCGAUCCAAAGCAGCCUUUCGCCGCAUUACGACGAGGCAGCUAGGAUAUGCGGGAAGCAGGCAUGCGAGAACAUUAAAAACAAACUGAAGAAGUCCGUUGAGGAGGAGGUGGGCAAGGAAAUGUUUGAGAAAGCAAAGGAGAAGAUGAAGAGCCAUUUCCAGGAUCUGAAGGUGCAGAUGACCACAAAGCUGGAGAAGAACUUUUCCAGCACGCUCAGACUCGCCUUUUGUCCGUGGGACAGGACGUGCAGGAGGCUGCCAGGUACGGUCCGAGCUCUGCCCUCCGGGAUGCCUGGGCUGGGAGGGAGAGCCCUUCGCCCGGGCGCGAGCGGCCGAGGAUCAGUCCUGGAAAGAAGUGACUGAAGGAGUGGGUGAGCAGGGUCCUGAGCUUGGAAAGCCCUUCGGGGUGUGCUCGCGGCCUGUGCCGGGUCAAGGCCCGGAGAUUCACUCUUAACGCCGGUCGUCGGAGGCUGCUAGGCUGCAGCUCAGGGAUGAUAACGAUUCCCCACUGCUUAUUCCUGAAUACAUAGGCAUACAUUAGCUGUCCCCACCCCUUGUACCGAAGCUUUUAUUCCCUUUCUGUAAAAGCAAAAAGGCGGACAACCGAGUCUCUCUCAUUUUGCUCUUCUCCUUGCAGUUUUUGAGCAAGAAUGCCAAGAAAUCGAGAGUUUGUGCAAAAAUCUCUGACAGCCGCACUGACUGCGAAGGCCUGCUGGAAGACUUCCCUUCCGUUUCUCUUCUUUUAAGCAAAGUUAUUUUGGGCUUUUAUCUUUAAUUGCAUUUAACUGAUUGGUUCACCGCUUUUCUGUGUUGACCACCUUCUAAGCAAGAAUUUUAAAGGCCUUGUGGAUUGGACUCGGUAGCCGAAACGCCGGCCUAUAAGGAUCUGGAAGAGCUGAGGUCUCUUGUAGGUCCUGAGCUGCGUCCGCAGCCCCUGGUGAAGGGGCAUAUCCCCACGCUGGCCGUUGGGCUUGUAGUGGAGGUUCAGCCAUAAGGUCUUGGGUGCCUUGCUGAAGAUCUUCCAGGAAAUGGCACAAUAUAUAACAUGUAUCCCGGUUUAAUUAUACUAAAUGUUAGUAGCAGCUUGUGCGUAGCUUUUAUACUCGU
Messenger RNA from Struthio camelus australis, 5778 nucleotides. NCBI's taxonomy places the organism in Eukaryota, Metazoa, Chordata, Aves, Struthioniformes, Struthionidae. The record is from RefSeq and is a predicted model, not a curated record.